Messenger RNA from Corticium candelabrum, 2006 nucleotides. RefSeq names its product histone acetyltransferase KAT7-like. The record is from RefSeq and is a predicted model, not a curated record. The transcript has 10 exons. Gene Ontology annotation, cellular component: chromatin. The coding region runs from base 475 to 1797 and encodes 440 amino acids. Lineage: Eukaryota; Metazoa; Porifera; Homoscleromorpha; Homosclerophorida; Plakinidae. Gene Ontology annotation, biological process: positive regulation of transcription by RNA polymerase II; negative regulation of DNA-templated transcription. Gene Ontology annotation, molecular function: histone acetyltransferase activity; transcription coregulator activity.
UAGUGAAUUCAAUUGCAAGUAGCAAAAGCAGUUUUGUGGAUUACAAUUAGCUUACAUAUGACUUUUACAUUUACACUAAUUAACUACUAGCACUUCUAGACUGCAAUGCAAAGGCAACCUUUUAGGACUAUUUCUCCUUGCGCACGUCAAAUAAUACCUGAAGCCGUCUCUAGAGCUAGCUAGCUAGAGAGCAUCUAUCUACCAAUUGCAUUCGAUGUAAUUCUCUGCUCAGCUCAGCUGUAAUGAGAGAUUGACAGUGAUUGAACAAACGAUCUGGCGCAAAGAUUUUGCAGCGUGAAUAAAAAGGAAUGUCUUUUGAUCGUCAUGACAACGUUGUCACGUGAUACUGCCACUGCGCGCGCCAAACCUUUUUGUUUGGGAUGUGACGACUUCACACAUGGUGUACACCUUUGAAUGGGAGACGGUCUCGAGAGUUUAUUUGACAGUCUUUGGAUUUCGUUUUGUUAAUUAACAAUGGAGACUUCGCGUCCUCUGCAGAGAAGAUGUGCAGGCCUUGCAACAAAGAGAUUGUCAGGUUUCUACAGUAAAAAGGCGUCGUCCACUAGGCAUCGACCGAGAAGGAAGUCUACACGUCAUGAGGAGCGUCCACUUAUCAGCGGUGACGACGCCUUGGUUGUCGAGCGCAGUUCUGUGCUAGAUGUCGUUGACGGUGGGAUGAUAGCGGACAGUCGGUGCAAUGAUGUGAACAAGAUGGGAAAGCAGAAGAACAGCUCACGAAAUAGUAGCAACUGCAGACAGGUUGAAGAUGGUCGAGAAGGUGAAGAAGAAAAUGAAAACUUUAUGGACAGUCUGAAUGAAGUUAAGGAUAGUGGGAAAGCAUUUGAUGUCAGAAGCUCUCCUCCAGAGGAGGAAGUUAAUUGGUUUACAACAGCUCAGCAACAGGCUAAAAUGCUCAUGGAAGAUGUGAAGCCUUCUCUGAUGGUUAAGGCAUCUCCUGUAACUGGCAUUCAGUGUGUUGAGUUUGGAGGCAAUGAGAUACAAACAUGGUAUUCUUCUCCAUACCCUAGUGAAUACCAACAUCUUCGUAGAAUAUCUAUAUGUGAAUUUUGCUUUGAAUACAAGAAAUGUAGCGUUAGUCUUCAAAGACAUAUGGUGAGAUGCAACCAAAGACACCCACCUGGAAUUGAAAUUUAUCGCAAGGGAGUAAUAUCUGUGUUUGAAGUUGAUGGUGCUGUGAGCACUGCAUACUGUCAGAAAUUGUGCUUAUUUGCUAAGCUGUUUCUUGAUCACAAGACACUGUAUUAUGAAGUUGAACCAUUUUUGUUUUACAUUAUGACUGAAGCUGAUUCAAGUGGCUGUCAUGUUGUUGGAUAUUUCUCAAAAGAGAAAGAAUCUGCUUUGAGGUAUAAUUUGUCUUGUAUUCUCACUUUGCCUCAGCACAUGCGCAAAGGAUAUGGGAAAAUGCUAAUUGAGUUUAGUUACUUGCUGUCAAAGAUGGAAGAUAAGGUUGGAUCACCUGAAAAGCCCCUCUCUGACUUGGGACUACUAACGUACCGUAGCUACUGGAAAGGAGUUCUUCUAGACUUUCUAUUAGACUAUAAGCGACCAACAAUAAGUGUCAAAGAUCUGAGCUCUGAAACAGCGAUCUGUCAGUAUGAUAUCAUUAGUACUUUGCAAAGCUUAGGAAUGUUGAAAUAUUGGAAGGGCAAACACAUCGUGCUUCGUUGUCCUGAGCUGUUGAAAGAUCACAGAAGAAAGAGGCUAUCUAAGGCUAAACAUUGUCAAUUAAUUGAUCCAAAAUGUUUACGAUGGUCUCCCCUUGACAAAGAAGCAUAGGGGCUGCGUAGGUAGGUUUCCAGUAUGUAAUUAGAACAAGCCAAAGACUAUGUUGUACACAUCUUUUCAUGUUUUUGACAAAGUAAUGGUGUAUCUGGUUUAAUUAAGUAAUUAUCUGCCAUUUUGGAUGUGAACUGAGUCUUAGCUCUAUGUCACCAUGAAAGUCAAACGUCAUAGUUAAUAAAUGUUAAGUUCCAGUUGUUGCUGCA